Rhizophagus irregularis DAOM 181602=DAOM 197198 is the source of this 210-nucleotide messenger RNA. The record is from RefSeq and is a predicted model, not a curated record. Lineage: Eukaryota; Fungi; Glomeromycota; Glomeromycetes; Glomerales; Glomeraceae.
UCCCGAAAUCAUAAAACUCAUAAAUGCCAAGUUUGUACUCGCAAAUUCAACAGACUGGAACAUUUAAAUCGACAUAUCCGGACUCACACUGGAGAAAAACCCCAUAAAUGUACUUGGAACGGAUGUUCCAAAAGAUUCUCCCGAUCCGAUGAAUUGACAAGACAUAAAAGAACUCAUGAUAACGCAUUUAAAAAUAGAGAUCACCGAAAU